Molecule: messenger RNA, 3672 nt
Organism: Acanthaster planci (crown-of-thorns starfish)
Lineage: Eukaryota; Metazoa; Echinodermata; Asteroidea; Valvatida; Acanthasteridae
Source: RefSeq, a predicted model, not a curated record
GAAUAAGGUACCAGACCACUCUCUGCAUGCCAUACCACGUGUUUAUCAAAUUUAAGCCUUUCUUGUUGAUUGGAAUUUUAUAUUGUGUUGAAUGUAGUGUGGUUUCAAAAAUAGAGAUCCCAGGUCUCCCCGAUGUCUCCACUAAUGUUCCACUUCGUGGCAAAGCCUUUUGCCAAGCACAUUGUACAGUGGCAGAAAAGUCUGACAUCCCCACUGGAAUCCAUGAAUUCCUUAAGCACUGUGGUGUGCAAGUUGCUGACACCAUUAAAUCAGAUACUCAAGAAGGCAGAAGUCGGACACAUUUAGAUGUUGAAGACAGAGAUUCAACCCACGUCGAUGAGAGCGAAGAAGAGCUUGAAUGUUUGACAGACUCUCCAGUUGAAGAUUCAACCAUCCGUAAUGUUGACGCUGUCCUUUCCAGCGUGAAUGCCAGUUUGGAUGGAUCAUCUGUUGUUGAUGCUCAGGGCACUUUGAGUUUCAUAGAAGAGAACUCUCAACAAAUGCCUGCUAUAAUGGCUGGUUGUGAAGAAGAAAACCCGAUGUCAUGCAGAAAGGAUACUGGUGGUAGGAAAUCACUCCAGAAAUGGAGCCGAGGACACUUGUUCAUUGUCUGUGCUGGUGGGCACAUUGAAUACUGGCAAUCCUUGUACAGGUCAGAGUCUCCUUCCCAGGUGUUUUUAAUUCUUCUUGCCUGGUUAGCAAUACACCUGAAGGGUAUAUCGCCAACUGAGUGGGGCAAGUUAUCAUUAGUGUAUGAUAACAUGUGCCAUCUAGACAACAUGAGAGUGGCAAGAAAGCCCCUUCCUCUGCCCUGGCCUUGGUCGCAUAUGUGGAUGCUGCCUAAGAAAUGCAUCGAUCGUUUACACAUUCGCAGUCAUACAGACGAUGGGCGCAAGGCCAAGUACCAUCCGGACAAUCAUCUUGUAACACUCUAACAGACUUUCGUUUGGCUCUCUAGAUAUAAAAAAAAUAGUAUGUGCCAUGCCAAAAUCCCACCACCUUUUUUAUCUGCAUCGCAUGGUAUCGCGUAGAAAUGCAUAUACUAAUCUUUGUCACUUGAGGGGAUAUAACCCCAUUUUGCCUGUGGUGAAAAAUGCUAAAAACCACUUAAUAACCACUUAUAAAUUUGUGUGUUUCUAGCCAUGUGAAAGACCCCCUCAAUGGGAAACAUGUUUUCUCUAAUGUUAUCUGUUCAAAUAAAUAUGGAAGCACCCAGAUCGGAGGCAGUAUUAAUUGUCUUCAGAGCUGAAUUGUAACAAGCUGAAAGUGUGUUUUUUUCUGUUAAUGCCUGAAUGAUAAUUAUAAAUGUUCUUAAAUAGCAUCAUUCGUAGCAGACAGUGAAAAUAUAAGGAGCCUUUGCCCUGUGUUCAUAGUCGAUAAACCUGUGCAUGACAAACAAUAGCUACCAUGUAUUGUUGUUGCACAAGGUAGGUUCCCCUUGUUUUGUCCGAAAGACGCAAUUUACAUGCAAAAUGCACUAUUUGGCAUGAACGGAUAAAAGCCCUUUUAGCUUUUUAUAGUUGAGCCCUGAAGGCGAAAGACACUGUGUUGGUUUUGGAUGCUUCCACAUUUUUAUAAGAACACAUGAAAUCAAAUAAAACAUGCUUCCCAGAGGUGCAACAGUUCAAAAUCUUACCUCACGUUGCUUGCUCGUAAAUGCUGUAAAAUGUUUUGGUCUUCUUUCCCAUAUGACCUUAUGCCAUAUUUCAAUGUGCAAGAUUUGUUUCUGGUUUAUGUUUUGCACGAGUGCACAUCCCAUACAUUCUUUCCCUUGCAUGGCAUUCUUAAUGACCUUUUGUGAUUUCUUUCAUGAUUAUGAAAUUUGACCACAGUUCUCAACUCUAAAUUUUCUCUGCUGUACUUUUUCCUAAUUUCAACGUGGUAAACUUUCAUUGUUUAUUGAAUGUUGAAUGCCGUGGGAUUUGUUUUUCAUGCUUGGUUUUUUUUUGUGCUGAUUUUGUGCACAAGAUAACCAUGAACAUUCUUUUUUUUGGUCAUUUGAUUACGUGAAAAUUAUUGUGGAAUUCCAAUUGUUAUGUACAAUUCAGACUUGUCUGUUGACCUGAUGUGUCAUGGCACAGAUGACCAAGUUAGGAAAUGUCUUACAAUACUUGGUCUAAGUAUUUAAGUCCAAUUCCGCUGUUUGGUUUGUAAAUAUGUAGUUACUAAACGUGUCCUCCUUCGGCAGUGAGAAGUUGUGUAAAGUUUAUGUAUUAGAAACUUGGACCAUCUGUGUUUAAGUGUAUUUUGUCUCUACGUGUUUUUAGUACACUUUAUGUUGUGACUUUAUUUAAUGACGCGAAAUUUCCUAGGUUCAUACAUUUGUGACAUUGCUGCAUUUAAAGAUUAUUUGAAAGAUUUAAUACGGAUUUAAUAUGGAAAAUGGUCUGUUGACAUUUGUUGGGGGUCAAUUCGAAAUGACUAGGGUAAAGGUCCAGCAUUAGAAACCUUAAUUCGUCAACACAAAGGAGUAGUGUGGUAUUAUGUAAAGUUAACUUGAAAGGGGUAAACCUAAAUCAUUCUCUGUCAAUUUUUACAUUGGAAAAAUCAUAAUUCCUUAACAAUACUAUUAGAAACUGGUUGGAAUCUUUCAUAUAAUUAUUUCCCAGAACAUUUCUUUGAUUAAUUUACCUUAGUGACCAAUGUUAAAACAGUGUCUUGUUUGAUUUAUAUUGUGUGAUAUUUAAUCUGUGUCCAAUCAGUGUUUUAUUCUUUCCAUUUUUAAGUUUUGAAUAUGAAGUAACUUCGUGCGUUCCCAAUUUAUCAGUUUCAUUAUUCUUUUAACAUUACCUGACUUACUAUUGAUUUUGAGAUUUUCAGAUUCUAAUGUAUACAGUUAUUAUUUAAAGUGCUGUUUUGCCAUUUCUUAAACUGAAAGCCAAUUCUCACACAACCAACCUAUGUUUGUCAGUGAUUAAGAAUAUUUUUAAUUGUUCAGCAGACCCCUCGAGGCACUCACUUAUGACUUGCGUGUUGCAACUGUUUACAAUGGUUGAGAUAUUUACAGAUUUCAUAAAUGUGCAAAGUAAUUAUGAGUAAUAGAUGUCUGUGCAUUCUUAGCAAUAUUACAUGUUGUAUGUUUAAUAUGAUCGUAGACUAGGAAAAGCUGACCAAUUCAUAGAAUAUAUCCUUACGAUAUAUGGGAAGGGGGACCCCCUGUGUGACUCAAAAGCUACACCCUAUUGUGCUUCUAACCGCCAAAAUCAUACAGGAAUUGCAAAGCUUCCGUCCACAAAAAAAAUACGACAAUAGAGGUGGGGGUUCAUUUUGCCAGGUAUCGUACACAUCAAAUGAUUAAAUGUCUCCAGCAUAGGCCAACUGAGAAUGAUAAUCGUGUCCGGUGAACUGUAGUGGGCACCAACAACAUGGCAACGUGUUUUGAAUGUUUUAUAAACGAUUCAGCCACGUGGGGGAUGCUGUGCUGAUUGAUGCUAAUUAACCACUUAAGGUAACCCGAUUUGGCUGGCGCUAUCGUUUUUGUAGGUUGGUUCACGUUCACAAAUAGAUGUGAAAACACCAGGGAACAAGAUGGGAACAUUUUCAUUGCGUCAGCUUACACUUACAAUUACUCACACAAGGAAUGACUUCAUUUGUUCCCACAGAAUUAACCACUGUGAGAUUUUGUUACCACUGGACUUGUGUCUGACAGUGAAUAAAAACAUCUUUUGCAAA